GUGUCUUUGCGGCGGCCCCGCCCCGGUCCGCCCGUGCCCGGGCGGGUGUCGCGGGGUGAUGACGUGAGCGGGAGCGCGGCGCGCGGCGCGGCCUGUCGGCCAUGGCGAAGACCGUGGCCUAUUUCUACGACCCGGACGUGGGGAACUUCCACUACGGCGCGGGGCACCCCAUGAAGCCGCACCGCCUGGCGCUCACGCACAGCCUGGUGCUGCACUACGGCCUCUACAAGAAAAUGAUCGUGUUCAAGCCCUACCAGGCGUCCCAGCACGACAUGUGCCGCUUCCACUCCGAGGACUACAUCGACUUCCUGCAGAGGGUGAGCCCCAACAACAUGCAGGGCUUCACCAAGAGCCUCAACGCCUUCAACGUGGGCGACGACUGCCCAGUGUUUCCAGGCCUCUUUGAAUUUUGCUCUCGUUACACCGGGGCCUCCCUGCAGGGAGCAACACAGCUGAACAACAAGAUCUGUGACAUUGCCAUAAACUGGGCAGGGGGCCUCCAUCAUGCCAAAAAGUUUGAGGCUUCAGGCUUCUGUUACGUCAACGACAUCGUGAUCGGCAUCCUGGAGCUGCUCAAGUAUCACCCCCGGGUGCUCUACAUCGACAUCGAUAUCCAUCACGGGGACGGCGUGCAGGAGGCUUUCUACCUGACAGAUCGUGUCAUGACCGUGUCAUUCCACAAAUAUGGCAACUAUUUCUUUCCUGGCACAGGUGACAUGUAUGAGGUUGGUGCAGAGAGUGGCCGUUACUAUUGUCUCAACGUGCCCCUCCGAGAUGGCAUCGAUGACCAAAGUUAUAAGCACCUCUUCCAGCCAGUCAUUAACCAGGUGGUAGAUUACUAUCAGCCCACUUGCAUAGUCCUGCAGUGUGGUGCUGAUUCUCUGGGUUGUGACCGGCUGGGAUGUUUCAACCUCAGUAUAAGAGGCCAUGGGGAGUGUGUGGAGUACGUGAAGAGCUUCAACAUCCCCUUGCUGGUGCUGGGAGGAGGAGGUUACACGGUCCGGAACGUGGCACGGUGCUGGACUUACGAAACGUCCUUGCUCGUGGAUGAACCAAUCAGUGACGAGCUCCCCUACAGUGAGUACUUUGAGUACUUCGCUCCAGACUUCACCCUUCACCCUGAUGUCAGCACGAGGAUUGAGAAUCAGAACUCCAGGCAGUACCUGGAUCAGAUCAGGCAGACCAUAUUUGAGAACCUGAAGAUGCUGAACCACGCUCCCAGCGUGCAGAUCCACGACGUGCCCUCGGACCUGCUCAGCUACGACCGCACGGAUGAGCCCGAUCCGGAGGAGAGGGGCUCUGAGGAAAACUACAGCAGGCCUGAAGCUCCCAACGAGUUCUACGAUGGUGACCACGACAAUGACAAGGAGAGCGACGUGGAGAUCUGAGGGCUCUGGGCUGCGGGGCCUCCCGCCUUGGACACAGAUGCUUGGAGCACAUAACUGGGCCCUGCAGGAGUCAGUUUAGCCCUCUCUUCAUCUUAGACUGCGCGUGGUGGAGCAGAGACAGCCCCACUGCAGGCUCCUGCCAUCUGGAGAGGCACAGAGGUGAUGUGUGCUCCUUACUUGUCACUACGUCACGGUUCCAGCUGUCACCGCUGUGGGAAUGGAGCCGUGCUGAGUCCUGGCUGGCAGCUGUGGGACUGCCCUCAGAGCCUGAGCCACGCUCCAUGGUUCCCAUGCAGGCUCCUGCCAGCCAGCUGGGAGCUGGAGCAGCUGUGCCUACGAUCUCUGCCUCUCUGCAGCACUUGGGAUCCAUCCUGCUGUCCCUGACCUGCACUCAGGUACCACCCCGCUGUCCCCUGCAGCCUGCACUGAGAGCUGCUCCUGAUGUCCCUUCUUAAGCAGCUGAUGCUCCACAACUCCAGGAAUUAUUGGAUAACACCAGUUUUGGGGUAGGGAUGCCGUUGGAGCAGCUCAGUAGAGUGGGAUGGAAGGAUGAGUGCAGAGCAUAGGCUCAUUCCUUCCCCCACACCCAGAUCUCCAUUCACAAACGAGUUCUGCAGCACUUUGCUGAGUUGGACACAGCCUCCCUGUUGUGUUUAUUCCUUGGGAGGUUAAAUCCCUGUGGAACAGAGGUUUGGCUGCCCAGGUCAGUACUUAGUGUGUCGUGUAUCUCUAAUGUAGCUUCCAGCUGUGUUUCCCAAGUUCGCACAUGGUCCUGCGAGCAAGAGAUCUGGGCUGUUUGCUCUGAGAGGAAUCAGUUCCCUGGGCUGUACCCAGCAGGUGUUGCUCUGCUGCUGGGUGAGGGAAGCUGCUUUCUGCAAGUGCUCUGUUGCUGCCCUCACCCAGCAGAGAUUUCCCUUGGCCGUCCCUCCAAUCCCAGAUUUUGCUGCUCCUUCUCCUGAGUGCUCAGCUGGUACCUGUGGUGGUUUGGAACGUGCUGUUUGGGGAGGUGGGGGGUUCAGCCUCUGUCUGUACGGUUCUGUUUGUUUACUGAUGUCUUUGAACAUUAAAGAAGAGGCAGUAUUUUUCUUACCU
Messenger RNA from Motacilla alba alba, 2480 nucleotides. RefSeq names its product histone deacetylase 3 (gene HDAC3). NCBI's taxonomy places the organism in Eukaryota, Metazoa, Chordata, Aves, Passeriformes, Motacillidae. The record is from RefSeq and is a predicted model, not a curated record. The transcript has 15 exons. Gene Ontology annotation, molecular function: histone deacetylase activity. The coding region runs from base 102 to 1388 and encodes 428 amino acids.